AUUUGAAGAUACAUAUAUAUUUAUGUACGAAGGAAAAUGUGUGUAUCAAAAUAACACUGAAGUUACCGAAAAAUUGACUGUCGAUCUAUAAAAAAAAAAGAACUGUUGAUAACAAAAAACUGAAAUUUUCAUGGCUUACCGUUCAAGUCGCCAAGUAUUGGCUUCAAGUGACGAUGAUUCUGACAAUGAUUGGGAUAAAAGUCCUAAAAACAAAAAAAGACGUUUUAGUCAAGUAACAGAAAUUACUACAGCUAAUGAGGAUGAUGAUAUUGAUGAUGCUUCGGAAGAAGAAGACGAGGAGCUUAAUAACAGCAAUCGUAUGACACCUAGUAUCGAAAAAGCUAUUCAGAGAAGUAUAUCGAAGCUUAGUCAGGAAAAUUUAAACUUGGAUGCUGAAGAUAGGAAGGACGAAAAAACAUCGCUGAUUGACCACAAUUAUUGUGUCUCUAAGAGUCCGGUUUUGUUUGAAGACGAUGAUCCAUACCAUGGAUAUCCUCAAGAAGAAACUAUUGAUAGAGAAUAUGAUCCCGGAAAUUUGAAUGAUGAGUGUCUAAACAAUCCUAAUGGUAGUAUUAAGGAUGAAGGACCGAUUGAUAUUGAUGUUUUGGAAGAUCCAAGUGAUUUAAAUCAUUUAAAUGGCGAAGCUAUUGAUGAUUCUUUAGAAGAGUCUUUUGAGGUACCACGCUUAGCUACAAACCAUAUUGAUAAGAAUGAAGUGACUGAUGGGACUGAUUGCUCGCCAAAAAUAAAAAAUGUUGAGACAACGCACUAUAAGGUUUCUGAAGAAGCUGCAUCUGAGCAAGCAGUUGCAAAUGAUUUAAAAAUACUUAAAGUUAUGUUCGUUCGCACCGACGAAAAAGGUACUCCUGUUGAUGACAACGGUAUUGAGGACAAACUAGAGGAGAAUAAUAAUAUAAAGUGGUCUGAAGGCAAGGACAAUGGUCAAGCCGUGAGGAAAUUUAAGCUGAUUGAACGAAGAUCCUCGGACGCGUCUCAUAAAUCAUCGGAAACCUCUGUAAUCUCGGGAUCACCUAAAGAAGCAGUAACUCAUUACAAAAUAUUGAACAGUCAAGAAAAAAUAAUUACUGUUCAAUCCAGCUGCAAAGAUUGUGAUCAAGAAAUAAAUAAAGAUGAUCAAAUUUUUACCGGAAGUUCUCAAUCACAGAACAAUGACUCUUUAUUGUCUACUUUAGUAAAAGUCGAAAUGAAAAGCGACGAUUCACAGGAUGAAAAUGAAGAUGAAAGCGUUUUGGCGGACGAUUCCUUUGAAUAUAGAGUAGAAGAAGAAAAAGAAGCUUUAGAAGUUAAGCCUAAGAUUAAUAUCAAACCAACAUCUGACCAUUCAACCAGAGAUUUAGGAAAAAAAGCUCUACAAACGUUCAAAGAGCAACAAUCACUUACCGUUGAGCGGUUACAAGAUCUCCAUGGAUCUUUGAUCUCUCGUCCAACUGAAACUUCCCAAGAAGAAGACCCCGCGGGGCUGAAUACCAAUCUUAUGCCUCAUCAACAACACGCACUAGCUUGGUUGCUGUGGAGAGAACAACAGAAACCUCCUGGUGGAGUUUUAGCCGAUGAAAUGGGGCUCGGCAAGACACUUACAAUGAUUUCGUUGGUGCUGAAGACGCUGCCAGAGUUUCAGAAAAAAAAGUUUGAAGACAGCUCACAUAGAUUUAGACUGCUCAAGUAUUUUGGAGGAACUCUCGUUGUGUGUCCAGCUUCAUUGGUCGCGCAAUGGGCCCAAGAAAUUAGGAAACAUUGCAAAAAAAAGCAGCUUACUUACGAAAUCUACCAUGGACCCAACCGAGAAUCUAAUAUUAAACGACUAGUGAGAAACGACAUUAUUAUUACGACUUACAAGCUAUUAAGUCGCGAGACUACUAACAGGGGAAUUAGUAACUUGCUCUUCAAAGUUCAUUGGGAGCGUGUGAUACUGGACGAAGCCCACAUAGUUCGUAACCACAAGAGCCAAAUGUGUGAUGCUGUCUGUCGUUUGACAGCAAAUAAACGUUGGGCCAUUACAGGUACUCCGAUACACAACAAACAAAUGGAUCUUUAUGCAAUUUUAAAAUUCUUGAGGUGUUCACCGUUCGAUGACCUCAGGAUCUGGAAACGUUGGGUUGACAACAAAGAUGAUGCGGGACAUCAACGACUCACUACUGUCAUGAAGACACUGAUGUUACGACGUACGAAGCAAGAAUUGAUGAAUAAAGGUCAGAUGGAACCUUUAACGACAAAAGUUUGCAACACAAUCCGCGUGACUUUGGACUCUGACGAACGACUUGUUUAUGAGAAAGUUUUAAUGUAUUCACGUACUCUAUUUGCUCAAUUUUUGCAUCAACGAUCCGAGAAACAGUCUAUGUUUGAAAUGGGUGCUAGCUACGAUCACCGACGUCCGACUACUUCUCCUUAUAUUGCGGGAUUCAACAAAGCUCAGCAGCAAUUAUUAGCUCAACAUGCUGAUAUUCAAAGUCAUGAAAUUCUAGUUCUGCUUUUGAGACUUAGACAAAUUUGCUGUCAUCCGUCGUUGAUUCACUCAAUGUUAGAUCAACAGGAUUUGGAUCAGCAAAAUUUAGAGGAUGGUGCAAUCAAUUUCCAGCUGUUGAAUCAGAUAAACAAUGUUAAAUUGAAAGACAACACUGAAAAAUGUGACAUCGAUGAUGACGACGAUGAAGAGAGUGGAGUUAGCGAACGAGUUAUUGAAAAUUUAUUGACCAAAGAUAACCCUGUAUUUGACACUGAACGUCAAAGUGCUAAAUUAAGAUCUGUUAUAAGUACUAUUAAGUCUAUAUUAGCAAAGAAAGAAAAAGUUAUCGUCGUGUCUCAGUGGGUAGGUUACUUACAAAUUGUAGCGGAGAGUUUGAAGUCUAUUGAAGGUGCUACGUAUAAAUUGUACGUUGGAAGUAUUACUAAUAAAAAUCGAGAGAAAAUAAUUGAUUUGUUCAAUGACGAAAAUCAAGACCCACAAAUUCUUCUUCUGUCAUUAAAUGCCGGAGGUGUUGGGUUGAAUCUUAUGGGAGGAAACCACCUGAUGCUCAUUGACAUACAUUGGAAUCCUCAACUGGAACUUCAAGCGCAGGAUCGUAUUCACCGAUUCGGGCAAAAAAGAAACGUAUUUAUCUACAAGUUUAUCUGCAGUGACACCAUCGAAGAAAGGAUUGAAAAACUUCAAGAAAAGAAGUUGAAAAUUUCUGGUGAAAUUUUAAGUGGAAGUGGUAAGGUUAGCACCAAGUUAACCCUCGAUGAUCUGCGAUCUCUUUUUAAUAUAUAAUUAUAAGCAGUCCUAAUUUUAAAUUAAUUUAU
Cotesia glomerata is the source of this 3300-nucleotide messenger RNA. RefSeq names its product transcription termination factor 2-like. The record is from RefSeq and is a predicted model, not a curated record. The transcript has 5 exons. The coding region runs from base 131 to 3268 and encodes 1045 amino acids. Gene Ontology annotation, molecular function: ATP-dependent chromatin remodeler activity; ATP binding. Lineage: Eukaryota; Metazoa; Arthropoda; Insecta; Hymenoptera; Braconidae.